AUGGCUCCCAUUAAGGUCGGCAUCGUUGGCUACGGCUCGUCAACAAAAGUCUUCCACUUACCAUUCAUCCUCCCCAACCCCGAUCUAGAAGUCGUCGCCUUUUUGCAACGGGCAGAGGCUCCCAAAGAUAAAUCGAACGUCGAGAAAGGCGUCCAUUGUACCGUCGACCACCCCAAUGCAAGACACCACCGAACAGCCCAAGACUUCUUCGCAGACGAAGAAAUCAACCUCGUCAUCGUCUGCACCCAUCCCGCCACACACGCCGAGUUCGCAGAACAAGCCCUCCUAGCCGGGAAACACGUCGUCGUCGAAAAACCCUUCACCCCAACCUCCACCGAAGCAGACAACCUCAUCGCCCUCUCUAAGAAACAACAAAAGCUCCUCACAGUCUACCAAAACCGACGCUACGACUCCGACUUUCUUACCCUCCGCCACCACAUCUCGCAGGGCGCCUUCGGCAAAAUCACAGAAUUCGCAAACCACUACGACGUCGACGAUCCGCCUUGGAUCCACGGAUCGGGAUCGAGGGAGCCUCUUGGCCCGGGGGAGAGAUUGUUGUACGGUCUGGGAGCGCACUCGAUCGAUCAGACGUUGGUGCUGUUUGGGCGGCCGAGGAGGGUUUUUGCGGUGGUGAGGUCGCUUGUUGUGGAGGGGGAUACGUUUACUAUGAUCUUGCAGUAUGAGGAUAGUGAUUUGGUCUGUACGAUUAAGACUACGCCGGUGAGUCCUGUGCCGCCUGCUUUCGCGUUGAAGUACUGGGUUCGGGGGACGAAGGGGGUGCUUAUUAAGAAUGGGGAAGAUGUGCAGAUUGAGCAUUUGUUGGAGAAGGGGUUGGAGGUCACGGAUGAGGGGUUUGGGGUGGAGCCGGAGAGGUAUCAUGGGUAUCUGACGACGAGGGAGGAAAUCGACGGGAAGUUUGAGACGCCGAGUAGUGAGAGUGCGGUGAAGUUUGAUGGGAGGGUGCCGAGUUUGAGGGGGUGUUAUGCGGAUUUUUAUCGUGAUGUUGUGGCUGCUGUUAGAGGGGAGAGGGAGGUUGUUGUUAAGCCGGAGGAGAGUAGGGAUGUUAUUCGGUGUAUUGAGUUUGCGAGGGAGAGUGCUGAGACGGGGAAGGUUGUUGAGUGGAGUUGA
Molecule: messenger RNA, 1128 nt
Organism: Zasmidium cellare ATCC 36951
Lineage: Eukaryota; Fungi; Ascomycota; Dothideomycetes; Mycosphaerellales; Mycosphaerellaceae
Exons: 2
Coding region: 1-1128 (375 amino acids)
Molecular function (GO): nucleotide binding
Source: RefSeq, a predicted model, not a curated record